AUGACCAAUGAUGCUUUGACCAGUUCCAUAACCUCUGAUGGGAGUUUUACCAGGAAGUAUCAAACCUAUAAGUUCAAGAAAGGAAAAGGAAAAUUUUAUCCCUUUGUGUUCAAUGACAUCAUGGGUCUGGAGGACAGAGAUGGAAAAGGAGUCAGAACAGAUGACCUCAUACUGGCCUUGAAGGGACACAUGAAGGACGGUUAUCAGUUCAAUCCAUCAUCUUCCCUUUCUGAUGGUGAUUCUGGCUACAACUCAUCCCAGUCCAUCAAUGACAGAGUUCAUGUUCUGGUUUACGUUCAUUCUGCUAAUGCACCACAAAUCAAUCCCGAUGUUGUAAAGAAAAUGAAGGAAGUCAGAGAAGCAGCCAGUGAUCUGGGAAUCCCUCAGCUGGUGAUUCUCACCCACAUUGAUGAAGCCUGUGGGGAAACACAGCAAAAUGUGAACAACGUCUACAUGAGCAAACAUUUAAAGAAAAAGAUUGAUGACUUCAGCUACACUGUGGGGGUUCCACUGAACUGUAUUGUCCCAGUGAAGAACUACUGUGAUGAAAUUGAGAUAAAUCCAGAUGUCGACGCUCUGAUUCUGAAUGCGCUGAAACUGAUGAUUGACUUCGGAGACGACUACAUUGAGAAGAUUAACCGUCUGAUGAGUAAGUGGGUCUUUUUUGGCCCAGAUGAGAUCCAGGGAAAGACCCAGGACACACUGGAGGGACUAUAUUUCUUGACUGGCCUGGGAACACCUUGA
Poecilia reticulata (guppy) is the source of this 744-nucleotide messenger RNA. The record is from RefSeq and is a predicted model, not a curated record. NCBI's taxonomy places the organism in Eukaryota, Metazoa, Chordata, Actinopteri, Cyprinodontiformes, Poeciliidae.